Messenger RNA from Lycium ferocissimum, 599 nucleotides. RefSeq names its product CLAVATA3/ESR (CLE)-related protein 25. Bases 205 to 495 code for a protein of 96 amino acids. NCBI's taxonomy places the organism in Eukaryota, Viridiplantae, Streptophyta, Magnoliopsida, Solanales, Solanaceae. The record is from RefSeq and is a predicted model, not a curated record. Gene Ontology annotation, biological process: cell-cell signaling involved in cell fate commitment. The transcript has 2 exons.
CCCAUGGACUAAAAUCGAAAUCCAAAGCCAAACAUAAUACUUUGGCUUCUCUUUUCUUUGCCUAACAAAAAUUCUUGAUUCCUUCAAUAUUUCUCAAUUACUUCCCUUCUCUUAAUUCACAAGAAAUCCCAUUUGUGAAACAUCACUAGUUUGAUUUUCUUCUUCCCUCAAUAAAGGGUAAGAAGUUUAAUUUCAAACGUUCAUAUGGAUAAUAUUAGAAAGUUCUCUAAGGGGUUGUUGGGGUUUUUGGUGCUUCUAGGAUUUGUUUGGUUAGUGUUGGUUGGAGUAUUUGAAAAUGGAGGAACAAGGCUUAUAAAGAAUAGCAAACUUAUGAAAACACACAAGAGAAGUAGCGUUCAUCCAAAGAUAGAGUUCAACUUCGUGAGUAAAAGAAGAGUUCCUAAUGGUCCUGACCCAAUCCACAACAGAAGAGCGAGGAGUUCUCGUCGGCCACCAGGUCAAGCUUCCAAAGGAAAGCUCAACAUUAAGCCAUGAACAACUUAGGACAAAGAUAAGGCUUGUGAGAUGUUUUUUUUUUGUUUUCUUUUUCUUAAUCUUGUAUGUAAUUGUUGAAAAAGGGAAGUCUAUACAUAUUGUCA